Messenger RNA from Ogataea angusta, 1650 nucleotides. RefSeq lists its product as uncharacterized. The record is from RefSeq and is a predicted model, not a curated record. Bases 1 to 1650 code for a protein of 549 amino acids. Lineage: Eukaryota; Fungi; Ascomycota; Pichiomycetes; Pichiales; Pichiaceae. The transcript has a single exon.
AUGUACCGAUCCCUGUCUGCUCUGCUUAGACAACGAGCGAUCCCGUUCUUUACCAUUCCCUUGCACCCCCCAGUGCGCCGAAAGUAUGUGACAACGACACAGCAAUACAAAAAUUUUCCAUCCCCACCUGAACCUCAAAAUUGGUACACACUGCUAACCAGGGCACCUUCCCAAAAUAAACAACGUUUAGCCAGUUUCCAAAACAAGGUCAUUGAAGGCUUCCGGUCGCCGUCAUACCAGUCCUUCAACUCUCUCUUUAUCAAACCCUACAAACGACACCGUGAUUUAGCACAUGUCUCAAACUCCAAGAGCGCUCUUCCCCGCGUUCCUAGCUCCUACGACGCUCCAGAGGCGUUGCGCAAACAAUUGAAGCGCAGGCCCCUGCCCUUCCACCUGUCCCAUCGACUCUCGACAUAUUUGCAGAAGAAAAACCUGCGUGAUAUAGGUUCAAUCUAUCUCGAAAUCCCUACACCCCGAGCAGCUCAUUUUUCUAUACUACAGCUAGAACAGCUUUUAUCGCUGAUCUUGAGCACCAAGCGAGCGAAUGUGGAGACUAUAAAUCUGGGGAUACGGAUUUUAGAGGACAUGGAGUCUGACUCCAUAACGUUAGGACCGCUGGAGCAAACCAAGCUCGUUUAUUUUUAUACCCGGUUGCAAAUGCCAUUUGAUCAGAUUAUCCAAAAGGUUCUCGAAAAAGGCUAUUUUCAUCCACACACAUGGAAUCUGCUGCUCCAGGUCUACUCAUCGCAUACAGACGAGAUUUUGGAACUGAUGCGGACCCGCGUUUCUCUGGACAGAACGCUGCUGUUGACAUUACUGGAAAAAAGCUCCUCUCUUAACAGUGUGCUGAAUAUAAUCGAUAUUUUUAGACAACGUCACAUGCACCUGGAUCACGAAGCACUGAACAAGAUUCUAGUGAAGCUAGCCAUUUUUGAUGAGUACAUGGUCGCCAAAUCCAUAUUGGACACCAUGAUUGACACCUCUCCAAAGCUGGCAGAAAAGCCAUUUCAGGUUCAGCACAGCAGCACACACGAGCCCUGGAUUCGCAAACUGAACUUGUACGAGCACCAUGGACUCAUGACCACACGGCGUCACCGAAGAUUGGUGAGCCAGAUCGAGCUUGUUAACGAGUGGCUGCCCGAUAAUACUCCUCUCAUCCUUUAUCCGCAAAGGCCAACUCCAUUUCUAAUGCACCAAUUUUUUGUGAUAAACCUGAACUCAGAUAUGAGCACUGCGCGCAGAUCGCAAAUUCGCGAUCUUCUGGAGUUGAUGAACACAGCGAAAAUCCCAAUGUUGAACAAGACAGUGGUGCUCGUGUUGCAACGUCUUGCAGAGCUGGACCAGCUUAGGCAGGAGGAGUUAGACCUUGCUGCGCAACUAGUUGAACUUUACGAAGACUCCAAACGCUUCAAUACCUAUUUGGAGAUCCAAGCCACAAAUCCGGCUUUCAACAGAACAGAACUGGUGCCGUAUCUGCUGGCCAAGAGCGACAAUAAUAAAAUCAAAUUUGAGGUCCAGAAAGGAGCAGGCUGGAACUCUGAUUGCUACGAUCAGGUCAUUUUCCGCCUUGGCUCAACUUUGUACCACAAAGCCGCAGACUUGAACUUUGAACGGCUCGCCGAAUUGCUUCUCCAACUCCACAGAGAUUAG